CAUAGAGGUGCGCAGCGAGGAACAACUGGAAGACUACAUUGUGGAAAUUGACAUUCUGGCAUCCUGUCGCCACAGUCAUGUUGUUGCUCUUCUGGAUGCCAUUUUCUUCGAGGGAUGGCUGUGGAAAUUGCCCAAAGCAUGCCAUCAUGUGCAUAAGGGCACCGUGAUGGACUGGCAUCCCAUCCAGGUGCUCCUGUUUUGGACCCUGUCCUGCCUGUGAUAGCGCUCAGGCCCCGCUACCUCCAUGGCCAGGAUAAGUAGUUGGAAGAAGAAUGGACUGGAAUCAGGAACAAAAGACCCCUGACUUUGAGAUAAUGUCCCUACAGCUUCCUAAAGACACUGCUGAAAUAUGCUUUGAAUUGUUUGGCAAAUAUUGACAGUAUUACAGCUCAGAACAUGACUAGCUGUUCUUACAAAAGCCUAAAUUGCUGACCUCUGUCUUCCCAUGAGAUCCACAGCACAGAAACAGGUCUUUUGAGUGCUGGAAGUGAUGAGUCUGACAUCUUGUGGUCUUGUGCUGGGAAAUUUCCUAAGCAACAUUACCAAGAGACCCCUAUGAAUUAACGCUAUUUCUCUCUCUGUUUCACUCACACAGAUCCUGAUUGAGUUUUGUCCUGGGGGGGCCCUCGAUGACAUAAUGUUAGAGCUGGAGCGUGGUCUGUCGGAGCAGCAGAUCAGCGAGGUGUGCUGCCAGACGCUGCAGGCCCUGUCCUACCUGCACCAACAUCACAUCAUCCACAGAGACCUGAAAGCCGGCAACAUCCUGCUCACCACGGAGGGUCACGUCAAGCUGGCUGACUUCGGAGUAUCUGCAAAAAAUGCCAACACUCUCCAGAGGAGAGCAACCUUUAUUGGAACUCCUUACUGGAUGGCCCCAGAGGUGGUGCAGUGCGAGACCUCCAAGGACAACCCGUACAGCACAAAGGCAGACAUCUGGUCCCUGGGCAUCACACUCAUUGAGGCUGCAGAGAUAGAGCCCCCACACCACUCUCUGAAUCCCAUGAGAGUCCUGCUGAAGAUCGCCAAGUCGCCCCCUCCCACACUCGCCAACCCCCGACUAUGGUCUUCCCACUUCCAGGAUUUCCUGCGCAGAGCUCUGCAGAAGAACCCCGAGUCGCGCUGGAGCGCGCAGCAGCUGCAGGCCCACCCCUUCGCCUACGCGGGGCGAGACGGCCACGCCCUACGCGAUCUCAUCGCAGAGGCCAAGGCCGAAGUCACCGAGGAGAUCGAGGCUGAGUCGUUGCUGGACCUGCAGAGGUCAUUGCCAGAAGAGAUGGCUAAUGAUUCUGAGAAACUGGCCACCCUGCCGGGGGAUGAGGGAGAUGGUAAUGGACCAGUGAAGCAGUCUGAGUGCCCUCCAGAUGCCCCGCCCACCAUGGAACAAGGCGACAGAGAAGGGGACCCCACUGCCUCUGUGGAGCCGAAGAAGAAUGAGAAUGUUCUUGUGACCCGGAGGUCAUCCAGCGCUGCAAAGAACAAGCAGAAGCUAAUGAGGCGUCUGUCUGUCCCCGGAACCCUGUUCUCCUUUCUCACCGGCAGCUCCAGGCGCUGCAAGUCGGGCUUUUGGGAGGAACCGACGGCUGAGAGGAAUGAGAAUGAGGCCCAGGCGAGCGGCCAGCUGGUCUCAUCGAGUGCUGAGAGACUCGGUCCUCUGGGAAGCCAGGAGAAUUUGGAAAAAAGCACGAGCACCACUAGUAAAGAAGAGACUUCCCUUUUGACAGCAGAUGAAGGGGGGGCCAGCGACGGUGACAAAGCAGGCAGUCCACAUGAGCAUGAAGAAGAGAUCACAGUGGCACUAAAGGCUGAAUGUCAAGCAACGGAUUCACCUGAAAUAGACAUGAGUCCAACCUGUGAUUAUGAAGCUGACAAUGCUGCAGUUUCAGAUGAGGAUUGUACAGGCUUGGUAACUGAGGUCAAUGCAGAUAAGGCAGUGCCUACAAGUUCUACAGAAUGCUCCCAAAACAGCAAAACACCAGAUCUGGAUAUCAUAUUCACCUGUGACGUUUCCCGUAUGCCGCUACGUCUGCAAAAUGAACUGGUCCUAGCCUUAUCAUUAGAAUGGCCAAAGACCUACUCAAAAGAUGAUGGGAAAUCGGGGUUUUCAGCACUGGAAUACCUGGAUUUGUGCACAAUAAACAAAGAAGCUGAUCUUCGAGUCAUUGUGCCGAUAAACGAAAUCGACACUAGAGAAGAAAGCCAGAGUGUGACAGAGGAAGCUGUGAAGGACCCGGAAGAACCUGAAGUUGACGGUGUGGAACAUAACGAGGUAAAGAGGAUAGAUGAAGGAGUUGUGGAGGAGGUGGAAAUACUGAAAAUAAAAGAGCAAGACAGUGAGGCAGAAGGUUACUGUGAGGAGGUGGGACUGCAAAAGGAAGUAGGGUCAGUGGAGAUGUAUGAAAAAGAUAAAGUAUUGGAGGAACUGGAUGUAAAAAUAAUGGACACUGAGCAAUCACUGGUCCAUUCAGAGAUAGCCAACGAUGAAGGCAUUGAGCACGAUGGCAAUGAGACCACACGGUCUAAACAGGAGACAGCGGUUUUGGCUGAUAACGAAACCAACAUCUCAUACAUUCAGUUAGAGAAGGAAAAAGUGGGAUGGAUAGAGACAGGUGAGGAUGACAUGGAAAAAGAGAAGGAAUCUGGGAAAACAGAAAACCAGCCAGAGCCAGUGAAUUGUGAAAGUGUAAACAAUGAAGAAACAAAUGAGGAUAUGAAAGCUGGGAAAGUUGAAGAGACAGAUACUGUUGGAGCGGAAAUAGUGGAGGAAAAAGAGGAGGUGGAGAAGGAAAGGACAAAAGACAUAAUGCCAGGAGAUCUUGGAAAGGUGCCAGGAGAUACGACAGAUGAGGUGACAGAGCUGCCUGAGGAGCACAAGGAGAAAACAGACGAUGGAGAAAAUGCUGGUACCAAGACGUCUGAGGACAGCAAAGAGUCAGUCACUGCGUCCCAGAAAUCCAGCAAGAGGGUAAACUUUGCAGAGGAGACUGAGAUUAAAAGAGACGGAGGGCAGGAAGAUGUUCUGAACGGGAUUGCUGCAGGGUCGCAAACACCAGACAACGUGAGCACUAGAUCCGGUGGCCACGAGCUCACCGAGGAUCAACCAGGAUCGCCACUAAACAAGAGCCAGCCUAACAGCCCAGAUACGGAGAUUCCAUUUCCUCUAACGUCAGGAGCUGACGGGGACCUGCCUUCUAACAGAAAAACAAUUAAAAAGACGCGUAAGUUCAUGGUGGACGGGCGGGAAGUGAGUGUCACCACAUCUAAAAUCAUCAAUGAUGGUGACAAAAAGGAUCAGCUGCUGCGAUCUGUCAGACGACAGGAGCUGCAUGCACUCAAGGUUCUGCAGCGUGAGGAGCAGCGUGAGUAUGCGCAGAUGGAGCAGCGGCUGCAGCAGCAGAGGGAGCAGAUGUUCCGCCAUAUUGAGCAAGAAAUGACGAGCAAGAAGCAAUAUUACGACGGGGAGCUGGAGAGGGUGGAGCGACAGUACCGGCAGCAGGCCGACCGCAUGGAGGCGGAGCACACGGCGCGGCUGCGGGAGGAGGCACGGCGCCUGAAGGGGCAGCAGGAGCGCGAGCUGGAGCGGAAGGCGCCGGCACUCAAGGCCGACCCCCGGGAGGAGCAGAGAUUCCUCCAGAAGCAGCAGCAGGAGCUGAACGAGGGUCUACAGAGGGCUGUCCAGGAGCACAAGAGGAAGGUGGCCUCUAUGGAGUGGGAGGUCACUGUCAAGACCCAGCAGCUCAAGAGAGCCCGGGAGUCAGUGAUCUGGGAGCUGGAACAGCGCCACCUGCAGGAGAAGUAUCACCUGUUCAAGCAGCAGGUGAAGGAGCAGUUCUCACUGCAGAGGCAGCAGCUCACGAAGAGGCACAGCAAGGACAAGGAGCGCACCAGCCGCUUUCACCAGUCCCUGAUCGAGGAGCAGAAAGCACGGCAGAUGCAGGAGAGGACACAGCUCCAGCGUUCCCAGCGCGCGGAGGCCAAGGCCCAUCUGGUGCAGUUCAAACUGGAGCUGCGAAAGCAGGGUUUGAGUAGCACUGAGCAGAAGCAGCGCCUCAGCCAGUUUUUGUUGGAGGAGGAGGGGAGGCAGAAGCAGGAGAAGCAGAACCUGCAGCAGAGCCAUGAGCAGCAGCAGACGGAGCUCCAGGAGCAGUGUGAGAGCAGCGUGGCUGAGCUGCAGCAGCUGCAGAAUGAGAAGCUGCAGCUGCUGGUGGAGCGCGAGAAGACGAAGAUCAGGGGGCUGGAGAAUGAGCACACACUUGAGCUCAACGAGUGGAAGAACAGGCUGUCCUGCAGGAAAGAGGUGCUGGAGGAGGACCUGGAGCGCAGGCGCAGGGAGAAGCAGGGCACGCGCAGGCGAAGCGAACCAGAGCCGCGCAGCGCCACCCGCCGCAACCGCUUCUUCCCCAGCUUCACUUGAGGAACACAUGCACGGACAUAGGCGAUAACAUACACACACGCUAAACAGAUGAGAACCCGAUUUACAGAGACAUAAUCCGAGUUUCUCGGCAGUAAGCUGUCCCGAUAUAAAUGAACGGAUAUUGGUCAAACUAAAUAGAGCCUAACAGAUUAAUUCUGAAGUUGUAAAUAUUAAUGUAAUAUUGUUCAAACUUUGUUAUGUAACAUUUUUUACUGAAUAAAACUGACCUGCGUAAUGUGUUAUUCUGUUACAGUUGAA
Paramormyrops kingsleyae is the source of this 4669-nucleotide messenger RNA. Its product is annotated as STE20-like serine/threonine-protein kinase. Gene Ontology annotation, molecular function: ATP binding; protein serine/threonine kinase activity. Gene Ontology annotation, biological process: protein phosphorylation. NCBI's taxonomy places the organism in Eukaryota, Metazoa, Chordata, Actinopteri, Osteoglossiformes, Mormyridae. The record is from RefSeq and is a predicted model, not a curated record.